This is a messenger RNA of Myotis daubentonii (Daubenton's bat), 477 nucleotides long. RefSeq names its product phosphatidylcholine:ceramide cholinephosphotransferase 1-like. Bases 25 to 465 code for a protein of 146 amino acids. Lineage: Eukaryota; Metazoa; Chordata; Mammalia; Chiroptera; Vespertilionidae. The transcript has a single exon. The record is from RefSeq and is a predicted model, not a curated record.
AACAACGGGCAGCGGCUCUUGGACAUGAUAGAGACCUUGAAAAUGGAGCACCACAUGGAAGUACACAAGAACGGCCAUGCCAACGGGCACCUCAGCAUUGGCACAGACGUCCCCACCCCUGACGGCAGAUUCAGCAUCAAGGUCAAACCCAACGGGAUGCCAAAUGGGUAUAGGAAGGAGAUGAUAAAGAUCCCCAUGCCGGAACUGGAGCGCUCCCAGUACCCCAUGGAGUGGGGCAAGACUCUUCAGGCCUUUCUUUAUGCACUUUGCUGUUUUGUUCUCACCACAGUGAUGAUCUCGGUCGUCCAUGAACGAGUACCUCCUAAGGAGGUGCAGCCUCCACUACCGGACACGUUUUUUGACCAUUUUAACCGGGUGCAGUGGGCCUUUUCUAUUUGUGAAAUUAACGGCAUGAUCCUUGUAGGACUCUGGUUAGUUCAGUGGCUGCUCUUAAAAUACAAGUAAGUAAAGCAAAAG